CCAAGAGACCAGUAUCUGGCAAAGUUGAUGUCUAAGAUUCAGAUAUCUGGAUCUAAAGGUCAAAGUUCAGAUACAACUAGAGUGAGCGAUGAAGGUGUCUUAGACUCCUGGGAGGAUAUUGAAGAGCACGAGGGUCUGGCAACUUCAAGUACACCACAAACUAGCAAACCUUCAAGUAGAAGUUCACAAUCAACACAUCGCCUGAAGGAGAUAUACACAGCCAAUCAAAACUCAUCAAUGUAUAAAGAUUUACUGAAAACACGUGAACAGCUCCCAGUAUACCAACAUAAACAUUCCAUCCAGGAAGUUCUACAGAAACAUAAUGUUGUAUUGGUUGCCGGGGAGACAGGAAGUGGCAAGAGUACACAGAUUCCACAUUUUAUCCUUGAGGACUGUCUGACAUAUGGUAGUGAGAAAUGUAACAUUGUGUGUACAGAACCUAGACGUAUAUCAGCAAUUAGUCUGGCCACCAGAGUGAGUCAGGAAAUGGGAGAAACCAAAAUAGGUAGUCCUGAAUCGUUGUGUGGUUACCAGAUCAGGUUCGAAUCCAAGCUCGGUCCAAACACUUGCCUUACAUACUGCACGACUGGCGUAUUACUCAGGAAACUACAACUAGAUUCUAAACUACAGCAUGUUACACAUAUCAUUGUGGAUGAG
Molecule: messenger RNA, 657 nt
Organism: Ruditapes philippinarum (Manila clam)
Lineage: Eukaryota; Metazoa; Mollusca; Bivalvia; Venerida; Veneridae
Product: ATP-dependent RNA helicase DHX29-like
Cellular component (GO): intracellular anatomical structure
Molecular function (GO): RNA binding; ATP binding
Source: RefSeq, a predicted model, not a curated record